AUAAAAGUCACACCUAUUCGCCGAAAAGUGCAUCAGUUGUGUGGCGUACGUCUUCAUCUAAUCCUCCAAACACCAUGGCCGUAUCGUUCGUUCGUUCGCUUUUCCUGUUGACGGUGGCGACCACGUUGUCCACCGUUACGGAGGCAGGACUAGCGUCAACCUAUCUAGCGGCACCAGUAGCAGUCCCGGUAGCUGCGGCCUACACCGUCCCGGCCCAAGGUGUUCUAAGAACAGCCUACAGUCAGGUCGUUGGACGUAGCUAUGCACCUUCGUUCGUUCCGGUGGCAUCAUCGCUCGCCUACGCAGCAGCUCCCGUGGCUGCUCCUGUUGUAAAAGCCGUCCCAACGGUGUAUGCUGCCCCUCCUCAGCUUGUUGCCGGUCCCGUGUUGAAGACGGUUCGUCCUUAUGCUGUUGAAACUCCUCUAGCCUAUGCUGCACCAGCCGUUGCUGCCGUUGCUCCAGCUGUCCGAGCUGCUGCAGUUCCUGCACCAUUCUUCACUCCAUCAGUGGUGUCCACUCGGCUUGCUCCACUACCAGCCGUUGGUGUAGCUCCAGCACUUUCACCAGCCCUUGCUUCAGCUCCAGCCCCAUCACUUCCAGGAGUCAUUGAUGCUCGCAGUGCUAUGCCAGCUCCAGCUGCCGCACCAGCCCCGCUACAACGGUCCUUUGUAACGGCGUUUGGAUCUCAGGCCGGAAUUCGGCUCGUUGCCGGUGGGUCAGCUUUUGAAGGUGCGCCCACAAAUGUUGAGAUUGCACGUGCUGCUCCCGGUGGACAGGAGGAGGCAGUUCAGCAAGGACGCUCGGCCAAUCCCGCUGCUGCUGCUCAAGCUCCUGCAGCACCCGAGAACUUUGGUGUGCAGCAGCAAACACCUUUCAACGAGUAUGGAUUGCCGGUGGCGGCUGGUGCACGGGUGAACCCUUGAAGUCAUAGCCGAAUCUAUUUAGCUCUGAAAAUUGACACAAAAAUAGCUGAAAUAACUAGAAUAAAUUGAAUGCAUUUAGUUUCAAACAUUAA
Messenger RNA from Anopheles stephensi (Asian malaria mosquito), 1015 nucleotides. RefSeq names its product cuticle protein 38-like. The transcript has 2 exons. The record is from RefSeq and is a predicted model, not a curated record. Lineage: Eukaryota; Metazoa; Arthropoda; Insecta; Diptera; Culicidae. Bases 75 to 923 code for a protein of 282 amino acids.